AAACGAGACGGAUGGUUUCAAAAAGACGCCGACAAUGUCUCGUGUAGAGAUCUGUUCACUCGCGUACGAGGGAAAAUUUAACGAGUUAUAGGAAAAAAUUGAAUUGAAACCGAGUUUAGCGACCAAGGUAGACGAGAAUGAGCGCAUGCCUCUUCACUGGGCUGCAUCUGGUGGACAUGCUGACGUUGUUAAACAUUUGCUUGAUCUAGGAGUACCAACUGAUAACAAAGAUGAUGCGCAGUGGACUCCCCUGAUGAUUGCUGCAUCAGCUGGAAAAGAUGCUAUUGUUUCAAUGUUGAUCAGCCUUGGAGCUGAUGUUAACACCACAAAUGAUGGGGGACAAACACCUCUGCAUUAUGCAGCAUCAAGAAAGAGAUAUGAGAUUGCAGAAUUGCUUCUUCAGAAUGGGGCUCACAUUGAUGCACAGGACAAAACAAGUGCUGCUACCCCUCUGCACCGUGCUGCAUCACGGGGCCAUUCCAAGAUUGUCAAGUUGCUCUUAAAACACAAUGCAAAUUGUGAUAUACAGGAUGCUGAAGGCAACACUGCUCUCCAUAUGGCCUGUGAGGAGGAUAGGGCAGAAAUAGCUGUUACACUGGUUGAAAAUGGGGCAACUCUUUCUAUAGAAAAUAAGAUGAAAAUGCCACCUGUGGAACUCGCUAACAAGGGACUUGCAAGACAACUAAUUCGUUUGAAUGACAGCUGACGUCUUCCCGCUCUGUUCGCUCUUUUAGAAGGUUUGGUUUUGAUGCUGGGCCUCUCUUGUAGGAUAAUUCUGUCCACCAGUAGCGGAUUGAAGGGUUGUUCAGAGUGCGUAUUAAUUUUUAGCUUUUAGCCAAUGGAAAUUACCUCGUCUGAUGGUACUUUACAGCUGAUAUUAAAAGUGAUAUCUCAGCAGUGAAUUUGGCACAUUCCUAAAGAGCACAAGUGGUUCAUUAUACGCAACAAAAAGAUCAAUGUUUACAGAAGAUGUCUUCCUAAAGAGGCCGAAUCAGUUGUUGAUGUCAAAAUGCUAAAAGAACACUUGAGUCCUCUCAGUGCCAGUUUCACUUUGGAUUUGGAUCCCCUGCGUGGAUCCUCCGUCUAAAUCCGCUCUGUUUAAAACUCCGUCUAAAUCCCGUGAGGAUUUCAACUUUCGUCUAUCUCCUUGCACUGAAGGCUAACGGAUAUAGAUCACGUGUCCAAAUCAAGGAGGUCCUGGAAUGGGCAUAAAUUGCCAGUGUGGUUGCAUGAUAUUGUACCCUCGUAAAAAAAUAUAUAACGAUCCAAUCGAUUGCUCAAGUUUUGAAAUGUGAAAACAAUGGUAUUCCAAUUGACAGCUUGACAUCUCUUUCUAUGGUUAAACUGGUCAGCAUGAUAUUAGUGGAAAGUGUAGCGGCCUUUUUAUAAUUUUUUUCUUCUUCUUUUUCACUGUUUAAUUCUCACGUUAUUCUUGGACUUGAUAGCACAGGAGACAGACAUAGAACUGCUCUAAACAUUGUCAGUUCGAAUCUAUGAGUACCCAAAUGUUGUCUACGUAGCGUUAUGUCUCUUGCUUAUAACUGGAAUAAUCGUGUGCGAUUCGAAUGCCCCUGUAAGUACUCAUGCGGUGCCUUAAGGAGGCUCGACCAAUCAGAGCGCGUGCAUCUCCAUUGGGAGACUCUUUCUUGUUUCUCAAAAUUCCAUGAAGACUUUGACUAUACAGAAAUUGACUGUAUGGUCAGAAUUGAAAUAUGUUUGAGUAACGACUCUAAAAGCGUUGUUUGUUUCUAACAACAGAGGGAAGCGUUGUUCGUUUCUAUAACAACAAAUGCACGGAUGCAGCGUAACAUACAAGUAAAGUUCUGUUGUGUCUA
This is a messenger RNA of Pocillopora damicornis (cauliflower coral), 1835 nucleotides long. RefSeq lists its product as uncharacterized. The record is from RefSeq and is a predicted model, not a curated record. Gene Ontology annotation, cellular component: nucleus. Gene Ontology annotation, molecular function: protein binding; transcription cis-regulatory region binding. Gene Ontology annotation, biological process: positive regulation of transcription by RNA polymerase II. Lineage: Eukaryota; Metazoa; Cnidaria; Anthozoa; Scleractinia; Pocilloporidae.